AUGUCUACAAAAACCGCUCUCAAGGCCGCAAAGGCUGCUAUUGGCGCAAAGGAUUGGGAGGAAGCAAAGAACCAAGCGGAGGCAGUGUUGGAGCAGGAUGCCCAGAACUACUUUGCCUAUUUAUUCCUUGGGCGUGCGAACGACGGCUUGAGCAGGUUUGAGGAAGCAGCGAAGGCCUAUUAUGACGCGACCAAGAUCAAGCCCGACGAUGCGCAGGCAUGGCUAGGGCUGAGGGGCAUGUACGAGGGCCUCAAGGGCGCAAAGGUUGAUGAGAACACUGAUGUUGGCCUGGAGUUGGCACAAAUCUACAUGAACCUCGACGACGCGUACAAGUCCCAAUCAGCCAUCGAUAAGCUCGUCGAUCAUGCCCGCGCACAUGGCACCAAGACUCAAUAUGCACGUGCGCUUAGCACACAACUACCAUCCUCGCCCGUCUAUUCGUACCUUGAAGGUCGCCUGCCCGACCCCUCCAAAACCUAUACGCGUAUCGCCGAGAUCCACGAGACACAGGAGGCUUCCACAAUCAAGCGCCUCAUAGAAGAGAGGCGACUCCGCAUCGGCGCGACGCUAGAAAAUACUACCUCUUCUGUGAAGAAUGAGAUAUAUGCUGCUAGUCCACUAGAAGGCAUAUACGAGGAGAUCAUCAACUGGACGAGAGACGACGAGCUCAGGCGCGAAUACGAAGAGAAGCUACUAGCUAGAGCGUACGAUACCUUGAUGGUGCUGCCAUCGGGAGAGAAAGCAGACAAGAGAGAGAAAGUCAUGAAGCUGGCACACGACAUGGUCGUUAUCAAGCAUCCGAAUCUACUGGCUUGGACAAUCGAGUUGGAAUGGCGGAGCGGCAUGGAAGUUGAGGCGUAUUAG
This is a messenger RNA of Alternaria postmessia, 864 nucleotides long. RefSeq lists its product as uncharacterized. The coding region runs from base 1 to 864 and encodes 287 amino acids. The transcript is spliced from 2 exons. Gene Ontology annotation, cellular component: Ski complex. Lineage: Eukaryota; Fungi; Ascomycota; Dothideomycetes; Pleosporales; Pleosporaceae. The record is from RefSeq and is a predicted model, not a curated record. Gene Ontology annotation, molecular function: protein binding.